UGCAGCAGUACUUUAAUCUCCUCAUUAUAACAGACGGCGUCAUCAGCGAUAUGGACGAGACGCGCGACGCCAUCAUACAGGCGUCUAAACUACCCAUGUCCAUCAUCAUCAUUGGCGUGGGCAACGCAGACUUCGCUGCCAUGGAGUUCUUAGACGGAGACGCCAGUGUCUUAAGGUCCAGCACAGGAGAGGAGGCUGUUCGGGACAUCGUGCAGUUUGUCCCUUUCAGGGAUUUUCGAAAUGCACCAAAGGAGACCCUCGCCAAGUCUGUCCUGGCCGAGCUGCCUCAGCAGGUCACCCAGUACUUUAAACAGCGGAAUGUUCCGCCUGCCAACUCAGCACCAAAGUGAGGCGGCCCAAAAGACGAGAGCCCACACGCUGUACAAAGCUCAACAAAACCUCUCUUCUCAUUAAUGGCAAACAAUACAGAAAGAAAGUGUGUACAUCAGCUGAUAACAAAAUGAGUUGUGGAUAAAAAAAAUCAAACAUUGAAGACAUCUCUGCCAUUAUGAAAUUGUUACUGGUUUAGGAAUGUUUGGUCCUGUGAAUCCAUCAGAAGUGAUUUUCCUUGUUUCCUUACCCUUUCCCACACAUGAUGAUAAUGCGUUAGGGACCUUGCAUGUCUGCAGUGAUGGCAGGAGUCUCCAAAUGAUAUGGAUAUAUUUAAAUAUGCAGGUGAAGUUGGCCUAUUUUGGGGGGAAAUAGAAAGAAUCUUGAUUUGUCAGGAUGUAGGUUAUUUGGGUUUUUUGCAUGUGUGUGUCUUGUGAUUGAUGCCACGUGAUACCUACAACUCCUUGGUGUAGAGUCCCUUCUAAGCUGAAAUACAUCAGUGUUUGAGUCCCCUCAUGCUCUGUAGGAGCCCCUUUACGGUAGCGAGUCAAAGGCAUGUGCUUUUGUGAUCACAUGUGGCCGACUCACAGACUGAGCCUGAACAGAGCACUAUUUCUUCAGUAGGAGGUUUUUAUUAUAACGUUUUGAUCAGCAGUCAUGUGAAAGGGGGGGUUUAAUGCUCAACUAUGCUAAUUUGAUUAAAGAAAUAGAGGAGGAAGUGGCAGCUGUAGCACUAACGCAGGAUGCGGGACACUGUUAAACAUGGGGCCAUUUUGUUAGCUUUUGCAAAAUACAUGUAUUUUUGAUGACUUCAGUUCAUCCUGCAUGAUGCCAAUAUCUACUUACUGUUUACAAACUGAUGCUGAGGAUUACAAACGCAUGCAUUUUUAUUUAAAAUUAUGUAUUUAUCCGAUUUUGUAAAUAUUUAAAUGAGAUUCUGUUGAGAGAGAUUGACAUGGCACUGAGAAGGCUGUCAUAGUUUGUGAUUGGAAGCAGAAGAGAUGUUUCUGAUAUGCAUAUGUAUCGAAUGUAUAUUUAUAUGAUGCCGUCUAUGUUCUGAUAAGCCAAUGUUUCUGAGCUGUUUUUAUGUACUUUUUAUGCAGUGCUGAGUUGUGUUCUUAAACUACUACUACUCCUGUGUGUAUUUAUGUGUAUCUUUGAACUAAAUGUGUUGCUAUUUAUUUUAUAAAGUGUCUAUGUCCACACUCAGGUUAAUAAACUGAAGAAAAU
Molecule: messenger RNA, 1560 nt
Organism: Notothenia coriiceps (black rockcod)
Lineage: Eukaryota; Metazoa; Chordata; Actinopteri; Perciformes; Nototheniidae
Product: copine-2-like
Exons: 2
Coding region: 51-350 (99 amino acids)
Biological process (GO): cellular response to calcium ion
Cellular component (GO): plasma membrane
Molecular function (GO): calcium-dependent phospholipid binding
Source: RefSeq, a predicted model, not a curated record